AUGGAUUCUGAUGCGAGGAGGAAGAUGACCACCACUCAGGGUUCGUCCCCUUCUCCGAAGCCAUCCAAGUUCUCUGUGUACCGGAACCCUGCUCUCGCCGCCGCUUCCACCGCCAAUAGCCUCCGUCCCUCUAAAUCCGUCCUUUUAUUCAUAUUCUUUCUCUCUACCGCUUCCGCUUUCUCUCUCAUUUCCUUCAUGGCUGGGGAGAAAUGGUUGACCAAUGCUUUAACAUUCGGGAAAAUAUCCCAAGAGGCAGCUUAUGUCACUGUAAAGGCGUGGCAGGGGCUGGUGACUUUGUUUUGUGUUGGAGCAAUGAUGGCUUUGUCCAAAGGCAUAUCUCUGCACAGAGCAACGUUUGCUACUCGAGGAGAAACUAAAUCUUUCUCUACAGAAACCAAAGAUCAGUUCUCUUUAUCGAAUCGCCAGCUUGAACUUCUUGGGAUAAAGAAAAAAGCUGAUCUGGGUGUGUCAGAAUCUCCAAAGAGUCGUUCCGCGUCAAAACCUUCACAGUCGUUGGAGCCGCUUGUCCCAAUACAUCAAACUCUUACGGGCUCAGCGAAUAAGUCUUCUAGUGGUGGUGAUAAACUGAACUCCCGUAGUGGGAGUCAGAUUAGUCCAUUUAGUACUCCAUCCAAGCAAAUGGGUUCACCAUCUUUGUAUCUUGUCCCUUCUAAUUCACCAGUUUCUUCUAACCGUGCUUCGUCUGGUCAGGAUAAGGCUGUUUCUAGUCCUUGGUCUGGUAGGCGAAGUUCUGCAAAAGACAUUGCUACAGAAGAGCAGCUUGAGCAGCUUUUGGCAGAUAUAGAUGAAAAAAUCACAGAGUCAGCUGGGAAAAUGAUGACGCCUCCCCCGACAGUUGGGAGUUUUGCCAUGGCUAGUCCGAAUACAGUUGGUGGCUCCACUGGUGCAUCUGGGACUACUAGGAGUACACCACUAAGACCUGUCAGGAUGUCUCCUAGUGCUCAGAAGUUUACGACUCCCCCAAAGAAAGGAGAAGGUGAUUUCCCCAACCCAAUGUCCUUAGAAGCGGCUAUCGAAGGUUUUGGGCACCUAGGUGUUUAUCCUCAGAUAGAAUACUGGCGUGACAAACUAAGGCAAUGGUGUUCCUCAGUUUUGCUCAAACCUCUGCUUAACAAGGUUGAAACCAGCCAUAUUCAGGUAAUGCAAACAGCAUCGAAGCUAGGAGUUAAUGUCACAGUAAGUCAAGUUGGAAGUGAUCUGCCAACAAAUGGGACAGCUACGUCUACCUUACCAGUUGAUCGAACAAAGGCGUGGCAGCCAUCUUACUCUCUCGAUGAAGAUGCACUUCUUUAUCAACUGCGCGCUACCCUUGUACAAGCUAUUGAUGCUUCCAUGCAAAAGCUUCGCACAGAGAACCAACAAUUCCAGCAACAACAACAGCAGCAGCAAGCGGCGCUAAUCCCCGUCAUGCAGGAAUGUGUUGAUGCUAUAAGCGAACAUCAGAGGCUUCAGGGCUUAAUGAAAGGAGAAUGGGUCAAGGGUCUACUUCCGCGCAGCAGUAUUCCAGCAGAUUACACCGUGCAAAGAAUCCGAGAGCUCGCGGAAGGGACUUGUGUGAAGAACUAUGAAUACAACGGAAGGGCAGAUACUCGUGAGAGAAACAAGAAAUGGAGCCUGGAGCCUCCAACCGAUUCUCAUCUGCUUCUGUACUUGUUCUGCGCCUUCUUGGAACACCCAAAAUGGAUGUUACAUCUGGACCCCAGCUCUUAUACAGGGACUCAGGCGAGCAGGAAUCCGUUAUUCUUGGGGGUUUUGCCUCCGAAAGAGAGAUUCCCAGAGAAGUACAUUGCAGUGGUAUCAGGUGUACCUUCUACGCUCCAUCCUGGUGCAUGUGUGCUUGCUGUAGACAAGCAAAGUCCCCCAACGUUUGCCUUGUACUGGGAUAAGAAGGUGCAGUUUACUCUUCAGGGAAGAACAGCACUAUGGGACUCCAUGUUGCUGAUGUGCCACAGAAUCAAGGUGGGAUACGGAGGUGUUGUUCGUGGGAUGAAUCUCGGCUCAUCAGCCCUUAACAUCCUACAAGUUGUUGAUUCCGAAACUGACGAUUAG
Arabis nemorensis is the source of this 2070-nucleotide messenger RNA. The record is from the annotation of a GenBank genome assembly. NCBI's taxonomy places the organism in Eukaryota, Viridiplantae, Streptophyta, Magnoliopsida, Brassicales, Brassicaceae.